UAGCGGCUUGUCUGACUUCAAGCAUCAGCCCAGUCCUCCCGAGCGCACCACGCACAAGACAGAACCCCAAACUCAAAACCCUCUCUUACUCCGAACCUUGUACUCCGCUGCUCAAAAUGGCAUCCUCUCCAGCAGAUGGUGUCAAGGUCACAAUUUUCUACUCGUCGGUAGCGGGCUCCUUACAGGUUAAGAAGAACCAAAUACGAGUAGAGAACAUCCUAGCAGCACGGAAGAUAGAAUACAAGCUAGUUGACGUUGCGGCAGAAGAGGAGGAGAGGGACUUUAUGCAACGCAAGAGUGGGAAAAUCUCACUUCCACAAAUAUUCGUCGAUGGGGAAUACAGAGGGGGUCCGGAAGAGCUCGAGGAAGCGAACGAGGAUGGUGAAGCCGAGGUCCGGCUGUUCUUGGGAUUGUGAAGGGAUUGUGAGGGGAGGGGAUUUACUGGACGCUGCUCGAUUCACGAAAGACGACGUGUGGAGCCAACGUUCCAUGAAUAGCCAGAGAUUCCUCGAGAUACAUACGAAACGAGAUGGACUUAUACCAGCUUAUAGAAGGAGGAGGCCUUGUGAUGAAGGGGCCAUGUUUAUCUUGUGCUAAACGCAAAAUGCCAAUACAUCUGUGCACAACGGACGUGAAAUAACA
Messenger RNA from Fimicolochytrium jonesii, 642 nucleotides. RefSeq names its product thioredoxin domain-containing protein. The record is from RefSeq and is a predicted model, not a curated record. Bases 117 to 416 code for a protein of 99 amino acids. Gene Ontology annotation, cellular component: cytoplasm. The transcript is spliced from 4 exons. NCBI's taxonomy places the organism in Eukaryota, Fungi, Chytridiomycota, Chytridiomycetes, Spizellomycetales, Powellomycetaceae.